GACAGCAGUCGCCUCUUGAAAUCUGCUGACGAUUCUAUUAAAUGCUUUAAUAACUCAAUAUCUCUUCUACGGUGUGCAUUAAUGGAUGUGUAGCCUACUACACAGUCUUAAAGCUUCGCUUCGCUCAUCGAGAAGGGCGCAUUGCUGAUAGGAGGCUUCUAUGUGUUCGGAUGUUGCCUUAUGCCAUGAGUCGUGACGGAGAGGUUGCAGAGAAGGCAGUCCGCUCUUGGUGCAGAAUUGCCUCCGCGGGACAGUCGGCUCUUGUCGAAGCCCUGCGGGUCUUCAGCCCCAUGUCCACGGAUCUGGUGGAGAGCGAGACACAGCUGGUGUCCUUCCUGCAGGGUCUGAGAGACGAGGGCCACAGGCCCACUGUGUUAAAGAGCAAAGAUGUGUACGGAUACAAAUCCUGCAACUCAGAGCCACUCUGCGCAGACAAGGUCGCCAAACCUCCAGAACCUUCCAGCAGAGCCUCAAAGGUCCAGAAGCCUGCGAGGAGGAGAGGCAGGAAACCAACUGCCAGGAAGAAGGAGAUGAACUGCACACUGUCGAGAGCUGCCGCUAAGAUUAUCCUUAAGAGACAACCCAGGAUUCUUCUAACGAACCUCUCCCGGGAGUCACUCCAGCGAACUGUCCUCUCCAAACCCCCUGCUUUGACUGUCAGACCAGCCCAGAUGCCGCCAUGUUUGAAACUGACAAACAUAACAGGCCCCUCUCACGGCCCUACGGCAAGACUGCAGAUUCACACUAACCUAACGGGACCCACGCGCGGCCCCAUAGCGGGGCUGCACAUUCCCCCAGGCUUGGGGCAUAAAGGGAUUGCGGUGUCCAGUUCCCUCCGGCCACCGGCGUUGUCAGGGAUACCAGUACAGCCUUCAGAGAAGUUCAGUAAAAUGCGGAAAGUAUCUGCUUUGAAGAAAACUGCUGUUUCCUGUCCGGGUAAGGUGGGUGUGGCCAUUGUCAGAGGCCCUCCCCCAGUUGUGCAGGAGAAUGGGAGGAUUCUGAAGGAAAGCAACAACUACAAAAUGGUUCCCAUGAGAAUGGGCAAAGCCAGCAGGGCUAAGAUAGCGUGGAGGAAGAAGACUGCAGUCAGGACGAGGAAAAGGAAACGAUUAGAUGAGCCUGAAGACAAGAUGCUGAGGAAGAGGGCGAGGAAGGGCGUGUGGGUGGUGAAGGGACAGGAGGACUCCCGGCUGAACGAGAACAACCUGAGGUUCAAGGUGAUCAAAGUGGACGGCUCCUUCACGGACGAGGAAGUGAGACGGAAAGCUCAGAAAAUUUUACGGGUGAAUUUGUCGCCUGUUAUAGAGAUCCGGCCGCUCAGUGCUUAUCCUGUAUAAACCAUUACUCGCUUUGAAAGGGAGCUCUGCAUGAUCCCUUCAAAAAAUGCUAUUUACAUUUUCUAUGAAGACGUUGCUGAGCCUGGAUUCCAUUGUGGAAGUACUUUUUAUUUAUUUUUAUUUUUAUUUUUAUUUUUUGGAUGGGUGGAUGGAAGGUCUUACGAUCAUUACUGAUAGUAACGGAUGCCUUGGCGUCCUGCAUAAAGGUUGAUAUGUGAUGACUGUUGUCUGAGGCACACUGUAGCGACAUGCAAACCGAAGGGCAGGUUCAACGGCCUUGUUCUUGUGUCUUCGCUGUGUGAAGCUCUGCACUUUUUUCACUUCAUACAGUUUCGGUCGAUAUGGUGCAAAUUUGAACUUGACAGUUUGAAAGAUAUUGCACUGUGAAAUGCCAUUUUCAUCCAUUUUGCUGAGGUUAAAAAAAAACCUAUGAUAGAAGCCAUGCCAUAUUACUAUGCAGUAUCUGUAGACACACUUUGCCAUAAUAAAACCAAGCAUAGUUUCUAACCAUUUUAAUUGCUCAUGCAUAUCGGAAGAUACUUAGGGCCAUGUCUCACAAACAGUGGAGUGAUAACUGUUACGAUUUCUUUUAAAUUGGAUUUCUAUUGCUAUAUUAAGUUUUCUUUUGUGUUUAAUUAUUUCUUGAGCAUGUUAAACUGUAUAUUAUUGCAUUGGAGCAUUGGAGCAUUGUAGAGUCUCUGAAAAUGCCUCUGAAAUGAAGGCAUGGGUAUACAUUGAUGCCAUUUUCAGUUUGGAAUAAACAUCUGACGUGAAUCUUGAAACAUUUUUACCGAAAGUGCACACUUUUGUAUUAUAAACAAACCAGUUUAUUUUAUUUGGGGGGACAAGAUUAAAUGGCCUUACUGUUUUGCAAAGUGAAAGUUGUUUCCAUUUACUGUGGACCAGAGGCAGAUGCUUGUGUUGCUGGCCCAUAUGGGCUGAACUUUUUAGAGCUUUGAAAGGGACCACUUAACUAGUCUUGGACUUGCGGGGUUAAACAUGUGUUUAAACAUGUGUAUGUGCACCCGCAGGGUUAAGCAUGUUUUCCCUGUG
This is a messenger RNA of Megalops cyprinoides (Indo-Pacific tarpon), 2390 nucleotides long. Its product is annotated as coiled-coil domain-containing protein 71-like. NCBI's taxonomy places the organism in Eukaryota, Metazoa, Chordata, Actinopteri, Elopiformes, Megalopidae. The record is from RefSeq and is a predicted model, not a curated record. The coding region runs from base 171 to 1337 and encodes 388 amino acids. The transcript has 2 exons.